This is a messenger RNA of Panicum virgatum (switchgrass), 1367 nucleotides long. RefSeq names its product transcription factor RF2a-like. Gene Ontology annotation, biological process: regulation of DNA-templated transcription. The transcript has 4 exons. The coding region runs from base 88 to 1188 and encodes 366 amino acids. The record is from RefSeq and is a predicted model, not a curated record. Gene Ontology annotation, cellular component: nucleus. Gene Ontology annotation, molecular function: DNA-binding transcription factor activity. NCBI's taxonomy places the organism in Eukaryota, Viridiplantae, Streptophyta, Magnoliopsida, Poales, Poaceae.
ACAUUCUCUCCAUCAUUCGCAGCGUAACUUAGAAAAAUAUUUGCGUCAAGACGCCUCCUUCGAGCAGAUUCUUGGUACCAAUCGCAAAUGGACAUGGACAAGACACCGAUCCCAGGAGGAGGAGGAGGAGGCUGCGCCGGCAACGUUCCGGCGAUGCAAUCCUCGUGCGACGCGGUGGCGGCUUCGCCGGCUCCUCACACGGAGUGCGACAUCAGCCGCAUGCCGGACUCCCCCAUGCGCAAGCCCGGCCACCGGCGCGCGCUCUCGGACAUCAUCGGCCUCCCCGAAGACCUGGACCUCGGCGCCCCCGGCGCCGGCGACGGGCUCGCGCUGUCGGACGAGAACGAGGAGGAGCUCUUCUCCAUGUUCCUCGACGUCGAGAAGCUGAAUUCGCGGUGCGGGGCAUCGGAGUCGGAGUCAUCGUGCGCCAUGGCGGCGGUUGGGGGAGAGGCGACGCAGACGUCUUCCGCGCCUGGGGCAGGGCUCAGGCCGAAGCAUCAUCAGAGGCAUUCGAUGGACGCCUCGAGCUCCAUCGACACGGAGAAUCUGUUUGGGACAUCGGCGAUGGAGGGCGUGUCGCCGGCAGAGGCGAAGAAGGCAAUGUCCGCCGCAAAGCUCGCCGAACUCGCGCUCAUCGACCCCAAGAAGGCAAAAAGGAUUAUAAAUAAUAGACAGUCAGCAGCAAGAUCAAAAGAAAGAAAGAUGCGUUAUAUUUCUGAACUUGAGCGGAAGGUGCAAUUCAUGCAGAGAGAAGCCACAGCACUGGCAACUCAACUGGCAUUGUUACAGAGAGACACAGCUGGGCUCACAGCUGAGAACAGUGAACUGAAGAUCCGUCUGCAGAACACAGAGCAACAAGUCCACUUACAAGAUGCUCUCAAUGAGGCCCUGAAAUCAGAGCUCCAGCGGCUGAAGAUGGCGACAGGCCAGAUGGGCACCAGCGGCGGAGGGGCGAUGAACCUCGGCACAUCACCGCACCCAUUUGCCUUGAGCCAGCAGGUGUUUCACCCUAACCAAGCAAUGCCGCCCUCCUUGGCGAUGCAGCAACAGCAUCCCAACCAGCCAUUGCACCCUCUGCAAACCCAGCAGCUGCAGCAGGCUGCGCUCAACCUGAACAUGAAAGGGCCAGCGCCUGCUCCCAACCAGUGGCAGUGGGGUGACGCAUGGUCGGAGAGCAGCAGCAGCUGAUUCGUCAGUGAUGGAGAUGGAGGGUGGUGUGAUCUUCGAAAUUGUGGCUAUAUGUCAGGACGGGAUGAUUUGGUUUUGGGUGUUACCCAAGUAUAGAUAUGUGAUGAAUGGUGGUGGUAUAUGUUCCGGUAAAGAAAAAAGUGAUAUAGUUUAAGGAGGUUGUACGCUCAGAUAUCAAG